AUGUACAACGUUUAUAUUGCAGAUAAACUCAGCAAACAAAAAGAAACAGAAGAAAGCCUUCACGCCCAAGGUUUACUCUACAAAGAAAAGAAAAAGAAGCUCGACGAGUCACUAACCGAAAGUUACCGCAAACGUAUGAACGAAACAAUCAUUAAGCUUGCAAAAGAUUUGGACAAUAAGAAAAGUCCUCGCUCAUCAAGUGCGACCCCAAGAAAAGUCGUUUUAUUUACCCAUCGUGGAAGUCUUAAAGACCAAGAUCGAAUCAAAGAUGCCAUCGAAAAAUCCAAAUGGCUUGAUACAUCUCCAUCUCACAGGCCCAUUUUUAGACUGAGGCAGCGAGACAAAAGCAAAGAAAUUCAGCCACCAAUGUACCAAAGGCCACGAACAGUCCAUGAACGUCUAUUGGAUACCAUAAAAUUUCAAAGAAGCUACUAUGACACUUCUCUGCCACCAAAUAGCAAUUAUAAAACCUUUUAUAAAGAUUUUACAGGGUCCUCCAAACAAAGUUUUGGGGGUGGAAAAGAAGUAAACAGCUACUAUCAUGUGAAAACUCACUUUAAAACUAUUGAAAGCAUGGCACUAGACUUGCAUAAAACUAUACGAAGCGAUAAUAAGAGCGAGGUGCGGCAGAAAAUAGCCCAAGAAAAGCAAGGAUUAACAAAGCAGCUUAUGAACCGGACAGUUAUAUUGCCUGACAAUAACAACGAAGUUUCUUUUGAAAUCAAAAAUCUUAGUGAUUUUGAGAUAUUCUGUGCUAGAUUGAAUUUUAAAUAAUCUUUACAAUUAAAGCUUUAGUCUUCUAAAUAUAAUCAGAGAGAAUAAUCCUAUCAAAGCAAGAUGUAGUUCCUCUGUCAAAUGAGCUUCUGCACAAAUAUCGCGUUUGGAAGCCGAACCUUCACGAAAAUUCUUUCCAUUUCAAAAAGCAGUUAAAAUAG
Molecule: messenger RNA, 935 nt
Organism: Blepharisma stoltei
Lineage: Eukaryota; Ciliophora; Heterotrichea; Heterotrichida; Blepharismidae
Source: the annotation of a GenBank genome assembly